Molecule: messenger RNA, 2202 nt
Organism: Drosophila navojoa
Lineage: Eukaryota; Metazoa; Arthropoda; Insecta; Diptera; Drosophilidae
Product: lipase 3
Biological process (GO): lipid metabolic process
Source: RefSeq, a predicted model, not a curated record
CAGAUCGGUUGGCCAGAGAAAACAGUUCGCGCGUGCGCGUUUCAGCUAGCUCACAAAGCCGUAGAGUAGACUUCCAUCCAUACACAAAGCAAACGAUAACAAGUGCGAAUGAUCCUGGACUCAGCAAAGGAUAACACAUGCCACAAGUGACAUAAGACACACAGCUCGAUCAUCAAAAGUGUUUUGCAAGUGAAGCUAUUUUCUUAGGGGGGAGCCCAUCGGCUGUAGAUCGACGUAAUCGUUACGCUUAGGUGCUAGCAACGGUUGCAUUGCCAAUUUAACGAGUGAGUGUUGUGCGUGUGUCUGUGUGCGAGAGCCUCUCUCUCUCUCUCUCUGUGUCUCUGGCUCUGUCUCUGUCUCCCUGUCUCUCCCUCCCUCUCUCUCGCACUCUCUUUCUCUCUCUCCGGCUGUCUGGCUCGCCGUUGAACACCAAAUGUGGCCGAAUAGUCGCGCGUGCCGCUGGGGCUCAUGGCCAACGGCGCUGCUGUUGCACAGCCUGGUGGCACUUCUGGUCUGCGGCAGCGCCGACGCCUUCACAAUACUCUCGCCCUUCAGCUACAGCUCGCUGAGCUUCAAGAAUCUGUUGAACAGCGUCUUCCUCUCGAGCAACGCCAAUUUGGCUGGCGGCGGACGCAACCUCAAAUCUGAUGUGCUCGAAGAUGCUUCGCUGAUAACGCCGAAAUUAAUACGCAAAUACGGAUAUCCGUCGGAGACGCACACAGUGGUUACCAAGGAUGGAUACAUACUGGAAAUGCAUCGCAUACCAAAGAAGGGUGCCCAGCCGGUGCUGCUCAUGCACGGCAUUCUGGAUACCUCAGCGACGUGGGUGCUAAUGGGACCCAAGUCGGGCCUGGGCUACAUGCUCUCCGAUCUGGGCUAUGAUGUCUGGAUGGGUAAUUCGCGCGGCAAUCGCUACUCGAAGAACCACACCAGCCUCAACAGCGACUACCAGGAGUUCUGGGACUUUACGUUCCACGAGAUGGGCAAAUACGAUCUGCCGGCCAAUAUUGACUAUAUACUCAGCAAGACGGGCUACGAGCAGCUCCAUUACAUUGGGCACUCGCAGGGCACGGCCAUAUUCUGGGUGCUGUGCUCCGAGCAGCCCGCCUACUCGCAGAAAAUCACCUCGAUGCACGCCCUGGCGCCCAUCGCCUACAUCCACGACAUGAAGAGUCCGCUGUUUCGCACCCUCGUAUUAUUUCUCGACUUCCUAACGGCAGCGACGCGAAUGCUGCGCAUCACGGAAUUCAUGCCCAACACGAAAUUUCUGGUGGACCACAGCCAGGUUGUGUGCCACGACAAUGCCAUGACGCAGGAUGUCUGCUCGAAUAUCCUGUUUUUGGUCGCCGGCUACAAUUCCGAACAGCUCAACAAGACUAUGCUGCCCGUCAUGCUAAGCCACACGCCUUCCGGUGCCUCGAUCAAGCAGCUGGAGCACUUUGGGCAGCUGAUGAAGUCGGGCCACUUCCGCAAGUUCGAUCGGGGCUAUUUGAGGAAUCAGCUGGAAUACAAUCGCAUGACGCCGCCCGACUACGAUCUGUCCCGUGUCAAGGUGCCGGUGGCGCUGUACUACUCGGUCAACGAUCUGCUCGUAUCGACGACGGGUGUCGAUCGGCUGGCCAGGGAGCUGCCGAACGUGAUAGACAAGUAUCUGGUGCCGAUGGAGCGCUUCAAUCACUUGGACUUCCUGUGGGCCAUCGACGUGAAGCCGCUGGUCUACAAUCGGCUGGUGCGGAACAUACGACGCGUGGAGAAUCAACGGGCCAAGCUGACAGCCAAUUUGGCCAGCUUCCUGGCCAUGCAGCUGCAGCGUCAGCAGCAGCUCCAGAAUCAAAUACAAAUGCAGACUCAGCUACACUCAGCCUUGCCGCCCAAUGUUCACUUGCCACAUCGCAUCGACCAGGACUUCAUGAUGCCAACUGCGACUGCAAUGCCGCUAACAACAACAACAACAACAACGACGACGGCAGCAACGAUGACAAUAAUAACGACAACACCCACAACGACGACAGCGACGACACAGGAAACGGCAACCACAGCAGCAGAGGAUGUGAUGGAGCCAACAACAACAGCAACAACAACAUUUCCAUUCGAGUUCGCCGCGUGAUUUGUCCUCUGCUCCAGGCUCAAGGGCAAGGUUCUAUAACUUGUGUAAUUUCAUUUGACUGUGAUGACAUUUUAACAAUUUACGCUCUGAUCCCA